Oryzias melastigma (Indian medaka) is the source of this 4003-nucleotide messenger RNA. It is a transcript of the gene fbxl14b, whose product is annotated as F-box and leucine-rich repeat protein 14b. The record is from RefSeq and is a predicted model, not a curated record. The transcript has a single exon. Lineage: Eukaryota; Metazoa; Chordata; Actinopteri; Beloniformes; Adrianichthyidae. Gene Ontology annotation, cellular component: SCF ubiquitin ligase complex. Gene Ontology annotation, molecular function: protein binding. Gene Ontology annotation, biological process: SCF-dependent proteasomal ubiquitin-dependent protein catabolic process. The coding region runs from base 618 to 1820 and encodes 400 amino acids.
GUCGGUUUGAAAAGAGCAGACAAAGGCUUUGAGCCCAGGACGCUCCUCUCUGCCUCUCGCUUUGCUCACAAAGCCAACCCAAGUCGCUCUUUUCUGCCUUUUUCCCCUGUCAUGGAGCUGUUUGUGAGAAGCGGCGUUACGUGUGCGCGUUUUGUUUUUACUCUUUCCGUUUGAAAUGUACGACCGUCUGGAUCCCCGUUUGGCCGCGAGAGUCAGGCGUUUUGUGGGUAUAAUACAAGGAAGCGUCGUCUGAGAGAGGGGGAAGGACUGACGCUUUUUCCUCCUCUCCUCCUCUUUCUUCCUUUCGCCCCCUCUCCUGCUCUUUUGGCGGAUAGAGGGGCUGAGGCGAGGAAAAACAACAUUUUUGUCUUUUCUUUUUUUUUUUUUAAUACAUUUGAAUCCUGCUGCGCAACCGAUCACGUGGCACCGGAGAGAGUUGGAUCAAUAUUGAACAGUUAAGUGAAAGAAAAGAAAGAAACUUCUAUUUCUUUUACACUUCUGUGGACAACUGUGACUGCUGAUAGUUGAUUUGCAGCAGUGCUGGACUGGGUUUUCUCUUUUUUUCUUCUUUGGAGGUGUGGAGUAUUGAUUCUUAUAUGCCUGGGUUUUGAAAAACAAUGGAGACGCACAUUUCGUGCCUCUUCCCGGAAAUUUUGGCCAUGAUUUUCAGUUAUCUGGACGUGAGGGACAAAGGCAGGGUGGCCCAAGUGUGUAUGGCUUGGAGGGAUGCAGCCUACCACAAGUCUGUGUGGAGGGGGGUAGAAGCCAAGCUGCACCUUCGCCGGGCAAAUCCUUCCUUGUUUCCCAGCCUCCAAGCCAGGGGCAUCCGGAGGGUCCAGAUCUUGUCUCUGCGCCGCAGCUUGAGCUAUGUCAUCCAGGGCAUGCCCAACAUCGAGUCGCUCAAUCUGUCCGGCUGCUACAACCUCACGGAUAACGGGCUGGGCCACGCGUUCGUGCAGGAGAUCCCAUCACUUAGGGUUUUGAAUUUAAGUCUGUGCAAGCAGAUCACAGACUCCAGUUUAGGAAGGAUCGCUCAGUAUCUGAAGAACUUGGAGAUGCUGGAACUUGGGGGCUGUAGCAACAUCACCAACACCGGGCUUCUGUUGGUUGCCUGGGGCCUCCACAGACUCAAGAGCCUUAAUCUGAGGUCCUGCAGGCAUGUCUCAGAUGUGGGGAUUGGACAUUUGGCGGGCAUGACUCGCAGCGCGGCGGAGGGCUGCCUGAACCUGGAGUAUCUGACACUUCAAGAUUGUCAGAAGCUGACAGACCUGUCACUUAAACACAUUUCCAAGGGGCUGACCAAGCUGCGGGUGCUGAACCUGAGUUUCUGUGGGGGGAUCUCAGACGCCGGGAUGAUCCACCUCUCCCACAUGGGCUCCCUGUGGAGCCUCAACCUACGCUCUUGUGACAACAUCAGUGACACGGGGACCAUGCACCUUGCCAUGGGCAGCCUCAGGCUCUCGGGGCUUGACGUUUCCUUCUGCGACAAGAUCGGGGACCAGACCCUGGCGUACAUCGCUCAGGGUUUGUACCAGCUGAAGUCCCUCUCCCUGUGCUCGUGCCACAUCUCUGACGACGGGAUCAACCGGAUGGUGAGGCAGAUGCACGAGCUGAGGACCCUGAACAUCGGACAGUGCGUGCGCAUCACAGACAAAGGGCUGGAGCUCAUAGCGGACCACUUGACCCAGCUGGUGGGCAUCGACUUGUAUGGAUGUACCAAGAUCACCAAGAGGGGACUGGAGAGGAUCACACAGCUCCCCUGCCUUAAAGUGCUGAACCUGGGACUUUGGCAGAUGACAGAGAGUGAGAAAGUGAGGUGAUCUGAAAUGUUUGCUUUGUGUGUGGAUGUGUGUGUGCUUAUUAUUUUUAUUUUUUCUUUGGAUAGAGAGAGAACACUUUAAGAAGGAGUUAGGAGGUAAAGUGGGCUGUUUUCUUAUUUAAAAAGAAAGAAAUCCUUUUUAUAAGGUGAACAUUUUUCACUUUUUGGUUCCAAUGUUGCAUUUCUUAUUUUGUUGGCCUUGCAGGACUUUUAUUUUGCUAUGGUUUCAUUUUUUUUUCGUAGAAAGCAAGCAAAACUUUUGUUAUAUCUUAAUAAGUGUGCCGAUUUAAAUUUGAUUUUUAAUAUAUCUUUAAGUUUGACUUGAGAGCAAAUCAAUCAAUCAUCAUUUUCUUGAUUGCUAAGAAUUUCUUAAGUUUGCAAAUCAAGCUAGUAUCCAUCCGAACUUAAUUUUCUUUUUUUUUUUUUUUUUUUUUACUCAAAUCAAAAGAGAGGUUGUAAAUUGAAUAGAUUUAUUUUUGCAAUGAUUUGAUGGAUUUGAUGACAGCCAUCACGCCUGAAAACAUGAGGCUACCUCGUAUGUGGUUUAUUUUUCAAAGGGUGUAUACUGUUAAAACGCAUCAAAAUGAAGCGGAGUGUAGAACGGGAGAAAAUGUGCCUAAAGGGACUGUGUCUGCCCCCUCCCCCAACCAACCAUCCAUCCUCUCCCUCUUUCCCUCCUUCGUUUAUGAGCAGAGGCAGAAAAAAAAAAGACAAGUACGCAAUCUCACUACUGUUAAUUUUCUCAUUGUAAAACAGCAACAAUUUAUCCGAAAGAGCUAUAAAAGUCCGGUCCGUCUGCAAGAGCACACCGCUUUAUGCAAAACUCAAAAUACCCGCUCGUGUGCACAAGAUUUCCGUCUUUCUUUUUGGGGAGUAAAGUCUAACUUUAUUUGCCCUUUUGACCAACCUGAAGGAGACUAGAUCAGAGCCUGGCAGAAAUACCUGUAGCGAUUCUCUAAAGACAGGAAUCCAGAGGAAUGUUAAGCUACGUACACAUCGCCCUCGGCAACGCGCGUUCUAGUGACCUCGUCCUAUGAAAAGUCUUAUGUAAUCGUUAAAAAAUGCUUGUUUCAGGAUUCCGCAUUCAGAGUUUUUACGACCAUUUCAGUCCAAAAACCAGGUCAAACUUUGACCAAUCAGGGAUUCGGUUUUGCUAGUGACGUAUGGAGCAGACCGUAAAACGAACCAAACUAUAAUCGUAGCUGGUUGAACUUGAAUAAAGACAAACCAAGGUUGCUCUCCGGACACGAUCCAUAUUCGCCAUUACCAGAACGCUAGCAAUUAAACCCAACUGUUUUGUGCCCAAUUUGCGAUAUUUGCACCUCGUCGACCUUUCGCACCGAGCCACUUCCAGCUGUAGGUGGCAGACAUGCACUAGUAAACAGUAGAAAAAAGAACAAGAAGCCCCUCCCUGCUUAUCUAGUGUGAACAUGUGCAUUUAGCGCGUUAAAAAACACGCUUAACGCACAUUCUUGAACGCGCCCGGUGUGUACGUAGCUUUACAUGAAAAAGCUAUACUAUUAACACAUUGUUUGUCCUUAUAGGAUUGCUAUGCUGUAGGUAUUUUUGUAUAUUUUUUGCUGAUGGAGAAAAAAAUGAGUACUUCAAAUUGAAGUGAUUUCUAUGUCUUACCCUUUAUAUUGAUAGAAACAAAUCAGGGUUCGUCUCUUUUUCUUCUUCUUCUUAUAUUGAUACCAACACCUCCUUUAUCGAGUUGCUCUCAUCAAUGCAGAGUGAGGUCUUUCUCCCCCCACCUCUCCCCAUCCUUGACCCCACCCCCCACCCCACCUGUCACCACAUCUCUGAAUAAAAAUACCCUCAAAAUCCAUUCGGAGACAUGCUUAGAAUAAGGAGUAAUCGAUUAUUUUCCUUGGUCUCUUGUUACAAGCAUAACGCCUCUGUUCCUCUGUCCUAUCACACACACACACACAUUCAGGCUGUACACACAUGCACACGCGCACACUGAUGCCAGUGUGUGCGCAUUUUUAAUGUAAUGCAAUGACCUGCUAGAAAAUGAAUAUAAGGAUGUGCGUCCUGCUGAAAAAGCUGUGUGUGUUUGACAAUAAGAAGAUGUACUGUAUAUUAUGUGUUUGUAAAGAAGAGAAAAAAAGGCAGAAUCCCAAAUGAAAUUGUUUUAUAUUCUUACGGUUAAAACAAUUAAAGAUAUUUAUAUAAUGAACUAAA